Chiroxiphia lanceolata (lance-tailed manakin) is the source of this 3026-nucleotide messenger RNA. RefSeq names its product OTU deubiquitinase with linear linkage specificity like (gene OTULINL). The coding region runs from base 1 to 1113 and encodes 370 amino acids. Gene Ontology annotation, biological process: protein linear deubiquitination. Lineage: Eukaryota; Metazoa; Chordata; Aves; Passeriformes; Pipridae. Gene Ontology annotation, cellular component: cytoplasm. Gene Ontology annotation, molecular function: cysteine-type deubiquitinase activity. The record is from RefSeq and is a predicted model, not a curated record. The transcript is spliced from 8 exons.
AUGCAGAGGCAACAUGACAGAAAGGCAAGUAAGAACAAAGACCAGUUCCCUGAGCAAGAAAAGCAAAGCAGAAUUAACCACUCAAAGAGAAGUGUCGGAAGGCAUGAGGUGUGGUCCUGGACAACAGCUACCAAGGAAUCCUUGUGUCUCGUGUGGCAAAAAGUGAAAGUGCAGCUAAUGCUAAGCAUGUCUUUCCUUGCUGCUGUUUUUUGGUAUUGUAGAAGGCUAUACAGCUUUUUAGCACAGCUACUGAAAUGGUGGAACAACUACCUUCAGAGAAAACUCAUAAGGAAUCUCAGUGUGCUGACAGAAGUUGAUCUACUUGGUUAUAGUGCAAGAGAAUGGAAAGGAGAAACAAAGCAGGCCAAACACAUGAGGGAGGCUUAUGAGGAAUUGUUUUGGAGCUGUCAUAUCAAAUACCUGAGACAAGUCAGGAGAGACAACUAUAGUGCAGUAAGAGCGGUGCUUUUUCAGAUAUUCAGCCAAGGCAUUCCUUUUCCUUCAUGGAUGAAGGAAAGAGAUAUAUUGAAGCUUCCUGAAAAGCUUUUGUAUUCUCAAGGUUGUAACUGGAUUCAGCAAUACAGUUUUGGGCCAGAAAGAUACACAGGUCCCAAUGCCUUUGGGAAAUUGCGCAAAUGUAUGGAGGCAUUAAAGACAAAUUGGGCUGAAAUAAGUGCUACCAAAGAUCAUGAAAAAAGAGAAAACAUGUGUAGUACACUCUUUUCUGAUGAAAGCAAGGAACACAAACUAUAUGAGGCCAUAAAGUUCAUCAUGCUCUAUGAAGUUGUUGAAGCCUAUGAGCAGAUAAAGAACAGGGAAGAACCUGUACAUAACCUUUUUAGCCUUCUUUUUACUCGUGAUACUUCGUCUGACCCUCUGAGUUUCAUGAUGAAUCAUCUGAACUCCAUAGGUGAUUCUAUUUGCCUAGACCAGGUUGAACUGUUUCUUCUUGGAUAUGUACUUGAAGUAAAGAUAAGAGUUUACAGACUGCAUAGGUUUAAUACUGAGGAAUUUCAAGUAAACUAUCCAGAUGAAUACCGAAGGGAAUGGAAUGAGAUUUCUCUCCUGACUGAGGAUGACCACUACUAUCACAUCCCCCUGUUCAGAACAUGAAGGACCAGUGACUUGUUUUUCCUUUGUAAAAUGUAGUGAGUGACCAGUUCCAGUGAAUUAGGUUUCUAAUCAUUAGCAGUAAAAUCUUGAGAAUGCUCGUUAAUGAUUACAGAAUGAUUUAUGGGUUUAUUGUGUAAACAUUUUGCUUUCCCAUUGCAGAUCAGUUCACCAGCAGUCAGACAUAAAAACCAUAAAACAUAUUGCUAUAGUGUCUGGGGAAAAAAAAAGUCGCAUUUGAGGGUUGUCAGACAAAAAAAAUUGGACUGCCUGACAAAGAAAGCAAAGGUAAUGCUGGGUUUUCGAUUACUGGCAUAAUGGUUUACUCUGGAUGGGUUAAACUCAAGUGCCUAAAGCAAUGAGACUGCCUAAAGCAAUGAGACUGCCUUUCCCUACUGCCUGUCUAUCUCUAGCUAGGGAGGAUGAAUCACAGAGGAAGCAACUCUUGGGGUCCCACAGUUUAUACUCCGAGGUAUUUAAAUUGUAUUGACUUGGGGCUGCCUGGCAUGGGAGGACAUAAACUGGGGCCUUUGUGUAGCUGCUUCAAAUCUCACUUGGCUUCCCUUGUUGCUGGAAUGCCUCUCUCCAGGGAUGGGCAGAGCAAGCAGCUGCAGGCUGUACUUACUUCAGUAAGCCACUUAGUAGUGGCUAAAGAGGCCACUACUAAUUGAUCACAGGCAACAGAGUUAGACCCAGUCGCUGCGUGUGGUUUUUGUCAACUUGUAAAUCCUUUAAGGGAUGAUUCCAACAUUACCUGCCAAGAUUUCCUUUGCAAUUCAUCUGAGAAAACUGCGCAUGGAAUACAUUCACAAAUACUGCAUUUUCAGAAAAUAUUCAUUUUCUAUGCAUUAUGUGAAUUCAGUAGUGUUGCAUACAUGUUUUACCCUCUGAGUAUGUAUUAAACUCCUUGGUUAAGAUUGCUAUCACUUAUUUAGAUCUCCAUGUUUGAAGAAUUCUGUCUGGGACAACUAAAUGAAAUUUACCUUACUACAUGGAACAUUUUGCUCAGUUCUGUUUUCUAAAAGAAUCAGUUGUGUUUUGAUUAUUUCAAAAUAAGGGACCUUAACUUGAAGAAAUCUUAGAUUUCACAAAAUAUUUGUGAAAAGCUUACAGUGCCGUAGGCAUACGGUUGUAUUGAAGAAAACAGGAUUAAUUAAGAAACAAAGCCUCUCCUUUCCUUAUCCUGGAGAUACGAGGACAGGCAGGUUUGUUUUUCAAUUCCUUCAGGAGAAAAUGCUAACCAGUAAUAAAAAUGUGAACAGGGCCUGCAGGAGCUAAAGCAGUUGCAUGAGGUAUUUAAAUGUAAUGCUUGGAGUCAAUGGAGAGUACUCAGUUCCUUUUUGUAAAGGAAAAAUUUUAUCCCUUACACUCCUUUUAUUUGUAUGUAUGUGUAUAUAUAUUUAUAAACACAAACACUUAAGUUCUGUAUUGUAGCAGUUUUGUUUCCUGGAAGUGUUUCUGAGUUCAGUUUUGUUCAGUAACUUGUAGCUUUUAAUUAAGAAGGUUUGAUAGCUGUAAUAAUUUCAUCUCAUCAAAACCUGCAUACCAGAUACUUUAUUUAUUAAAAGGAACUCUUUUUCACUGAAUGAAAUCAUUUUAUUACUUUAGAUUUGGUUCUGCUCUGCAUGGGGAAAUGUUAUAAUGCUUGAGUGUAGAAUAUUGCUGUCUAUUUUGCAUCGACAAUAACAUUUACAGCUGUCAAUAAACUUGUCUGUAUUUUAUUCUUGUUUUGGUGCGAGCAGACAUACAAAAAAUAUGUAUUUUAUAGUGGACCUUUUAAUGAUUUGCAUAUUAUUUAUGAAUAGAAAUACAAAAGUAUUACAGCUGAAAUUGAUAAAUUGUCAAAAUGUACAUUUUUGUGAUCUUGAACAUAUUAAUAGCAGGUGAUUAAUAAAGAUCUAACACAGACAGUGGAA